CAGCGAGAAGGGAUCAUCAAGAGCAGUAUCCAGCCAAAGACCUGCAGCUUUUUAGCCCAUGCUGUGUUUUCAGUCCUGCAGACACCUCUGCGGCACAGCUGGAUCCAGUGUGAGGCUGGGGAUUGACAGCGUGCGAGCACACACGGGGCACACGGCCCCUGAUGGCCUCUGGCAGGCCGGUUAUAUAACAUCACUCGCGUCACUCCCAUCAACGCGGCCACCGCUGCGCUGAAGCGUCACCCUACAGCUCUCGGGGGCUCUGUGCCACAUUCAUGCUCCGUUGGAGGUUGCAUUUUCGCUCACUGCACAUAUUCCUUCCACGUGAAGAGCGGGAUCGUGGCAAGCAGAGGGCCAGGCAGGCCCCUAGCAUCAUCCUCUAGCCUUGCACGGCUGUGGUGCAGCAGACCCGGCCAGACCUCCCUUGCAGCUCGCAGGGCUGCUCCCAGCAUUACUUCCCCAAGUAGACUGUCUCAUCUGAUCUCACAUGACCAGUGGGACGGUGCUUUCCUCUCCUCUCUUUGACAGAUGCUUUCAUUGCUCAGUAGAUCUCAGUGUUACAGACUUUCCUCUAACAUCUACAGAUGCAGAGUUUGGAAGAAGUAGCGUGUCCUGGCCACCCAGGCUAAAAGGGCAAUGUAAGAGCUUAGCCUCUCUCCAGGGGGUGCUUGUCUGAUGCAACUUGCCAUUUUCAGUCCACGUAAAUACACUUAACGAGCAAGGAGUAAUUAACGCAGUCUGGGUGAAAGCCUGGCCCUGGGGAAGUUAGUGGGAAAACUCCUGUCCACUUCCAGAGGGGCACGCUUUCAUUUACUGUCUCCUUCAAUAAACUACAGAGACAUCAAGGCCAAGGAGGCAGGUUUUCUCAGUUAUAGUAACCUAAUGUUUUAGCAGGGGAGGCAAAGAAACAGCCUUAGGUCCCUAUAGGGCUCAGUCUUGCCCAGGAUUUGUGCACCGGGGCUGGUCUCCGGCGUGUUUGCUCUCACAGCACCGUGAGCAGCAGGGAACAGAGCGGGAGGGACCGGAGACACAGAGCAAAGCCCUCAGUGCCUCCAGCAAUCUGCAACUUGAGAUCCCUUAAGAGGCCUGUGGCUGGGCAGGGAUUUACACCCCAGUUCUCCCCUGCCCUAGACAAGUGCCCUAACGGCUGGAAAGCCUUCAGUUCAGAGACAGUCCCAUGCUUGCCUGCCACCGAGGGAACUAAUGCUGUGUUACCUGGCUGUAAAUCAUCCACCUGGAGUCGGUGGCCCUUUGCCCCUUUACACCAGUCAAGGACUUCCCCCAUGAUGUUUGGGAACCAUUGUGCUUCUCCAGGGAGAACCGACCAAAAAGUCUGGACAUUUCCAUUGCAGGAUUUCCACAAGCAGAAAUUUGGAAGCGGGGGGGUUUGUUCUUCUUGCUGCAUCUUGAAAACGUUUUGCUUUGGUUCAGGUGGCCCAAAGUCCAGGGCACGCAUGGGCUGCAAGUGGAGUUCCCUUGGCUGAUUUGCAUUCACGUCAAAGAGCCUCGGGCUUCCCCGGGUUGAAUUUAGGCUCCUGGGGAAUCUCUCACCCCUUGAGAGAGAAGAAGGGGGAGGGGUUCUCCAUGGGGGAAACCAACACAGCGAUGACAACUGCUGCCUCUGAAAUAUUAAUGCUUAAUAGGGCCUGUCGGAUGAGGUGUGCAUGGUAAUGAUACCACCCAUCAUGAGAGAGUUAAUUGAAUCAGUGAAGUGAACAGCCCAGCCGUCCGGCAUAUGCCAACUUUCUGAUCAGCCUAACCAUUACUAAAGGACCCUUGUCACUCAUCACUGCUUGAUUACACUGCUCUGCCUGCGAGGGGAUUUGAUGUGAAGUGUCCAAUGAGGGUCCAGGCUGGCUCUAAAUCCAGCUUUGCAAAGCCCCAGAUAAAAAAGACUUCCAUUAACAAGGCGAGAAAGGUUAGGACAAGCAGCAUUACAGCAAAUCUGGAGAGUUAUCCAUGAAGGAGGUUGGAGACGGGCUCCAUGAACAGAUGAACUGCAUGAUGGGUGCCCUGCAAGAGUUGAAACUCCUCCAGGUCCAGACAGCUUUGGAGCAGCUGGAGAUUUCAGGGAGUCGCAACCCGGUCUCCGGUGCUGGGCAGCACCAGUGCUGCCGAAAUGGCAGAGAGGGGCCCAAAGCCAGGCUGGAAACCAGCAGGCAGACGGAGAGGUGGCUGGGCAAGAGACCAGUGGAGGAGCGCAGCUCCCUGGCUAUGGCCAGCGCCACCCAGACGCACCAAUCUGCCAGCCUGGUUGGCCCCAUUACUUUGCCAGACAGCGGCCACCACAGACACGUGGCUUCCUCCUUCAGGAAUAUCUAUCGCGAAGACUAUUAUCAUGUUAACAGACCUUCCUCGAGCCUGACCGCAGCAGAGUAUUGCCCGCCAAGGACAUUUGAGUCAGCCAGUUUGGGCUCGACCGGAAACCAGCUUUGCAGAGACACCAGUGGCCUCCCCCAGAGCUCGGCUGGCAGUCGAGCUGGCUGCAGGGAAUGCCAGCUGUCUGACGACGCCAACGACUGGACUUCCUCCCUGAUGUCUCGCAGCAGAAACCGGCAGCCUCUGGUCUUAGGGGAUAACAUCUUUGCAGAUUUGGUCGGGAACUGGUUGGACCUGCCAGAGCUGGAUAAAAAGGGCGAGAAGAGCGAGCCCUCCCUCUCGCCCAGUAAGUCGCAGGACUUCUGCAGGAAGUUCUCGCUCACGACCAACAUUUUCAAGAAGUUUCUGAGAAGCGUCCGGCCGGAUAGGGACAGGCUCCUCAAGGAGAAACCGGGCUGGCUGCCCGCGGGAGGCAGGGAGACGGAGCUCUCCAAGAGACCCAAAAAGGCCAGCAAACAGAAAGGGACGUUUUACUUUCCCCUCCACGGGAACAUGCAGAACAAUCACAGCAAAGCGGAGAGGUGCCCCAAGAUGGAAACAGGUGGUGACAAAUCCAAGCACUGUGCCAAGAAGGUGCACGACACCAUUGACUACACCCAGUCAGGCUUCGAUAUUAAUACGGCUGUUUGGGUCUGAGCUCCCGUGCUCACCCGUUGUGUCUGAAACCAGAGAUGAGCUGGAGGCCAUGCACGGCCGGACGCGAGACCCCUCCACACCUCUGCCGCGCCACGUGCCGGAGGAGAUGGAGACACCUCCUUGAAGCAUGCGGUGCACUUCAGGCCCACAUAAGGACAGCUUCACGGCAGCCUCUGGGGAAGGAAGCCAGAGCAGCAGCCGAAUCAGGAUGUGUGCCGAAGCUUGCCAGAGCCGGUGAGAGUAACGCAAAUCCCUGACCGCCGGCAGUGCCAUGGAGAGCCGGUUCCCUUCCCAGCCUGUGACUCUCACUGGUUAUGGCAGCGUCCACGUGGUUCACCUCUGGUUAAAAUAGCUGCACUACAUAAAACGCAGUGUGUGUGCGUGUGCGCUAUAUAUAUACACAUAUAUCUAUUUUUAAAAAAAUCUACUCUUCCUCGUGUGCACUUAAUGCUGGGUUACAAACCAAGCAACUCAAAAGUUGCUCUCAAAGCACUUAAUAUUUAAAUGAAAGGAGUUAGGUAUGACUUGACGAGAGGCACUGCCGUACUUGAACCGUUGUUAAAGGCGGGUGUGGAAGCCUGAGCAUCACACCACAUUUCAGCUAUUCUUUUUCAAAGGUGUCUCCAAUAUAGUCACCAUGUCUGUUCUUACCAGUGUCAGUUUAACCCGUAGCGAGUAACCAGGUCCAUGCUUGGAAAUGUGUGAUGUCCAGAAAUCCUUCGCCCAUUUUGCUUAACCCUUCAUGGCCUUAACCUCAGAUGCCGCGCUGCGACCUUAUGUCAGGUUGUUGGGAUUUUUUAAGUGUUGUUGUGUACAGAUUUAGCCUUGAGGGAACAGAGGUCUUCAGUGUUCAGCUCUCCAAGAGUUCCUAAUAAAGAGAUGUCAAAGUCUUCCAAA
Gavialis gangeticus (Gharial) is the source of this 3909-nucleotide messenger RNA. It is a transcript of the gene INKA2, whose product is annotated as family with sequence similarity 212 member B. The transcript is spliced from 2 exons. Bases 1957 to 3012 code for a protein of 351 amino acids. Gene Ontology annotation, molecular function: protein serine/threonine kinase inhibitor activity; protein kinase binding. Lineage: Eukaryota; Metazoa; Chordata; Crocodylia; Gavialidae. Gene Ontology annotation, cellular component: nucleus. The record is from RefSeq and is a predicted model, not a curated record.